Molecule: messenger RNA, 2153 nt
Organism: Drosophila ficusphila
Lineage: Eukaryota; Metazoa; Arthropoda; Insecta; Diptera; Drosophilidae
Gene: b6
Exons: 5
Coding region: 123-1823 (566 amino acids)
Source: RefSeq, a predicted model, not a curated record
AGACAUCGCGGCAAUCGGACGUUGCAGACGCGUCGAAGAUCCAAUCUUUCAAUCUAUUCAGACUCUAAUCGAGGACCACACACAAGACAGCAGAAAGCAAAUUCGUUGAAAUCGAAAUCGAAAUGGCGCAGGGCCUUCCUCUUACUCUGCUCAGCAUGGUGCUCCUGUGCGCGGCCACCUCCUUCGCCUGGAAGCCGAUCGCGGUUAGCUCGAGCGGUAGUGGCAUUAGUGGGAGUACAGCCGCCUACAGCCUGAAGCAAUCGCACCCGGGGGCGGCCAGCAGCAGCCACGAGAUAUCCACUAGCUUCUCUCAAUUCAACAACGACGGCAAGGAGACCGCCGUCGAUGCCGAGGACGAUCUGCUGCUGGGCCGAGCCCCCAUUGUCAACGGAGUGGACUCCAGUGCCUCGCUGUCGCAUCCCAUCAGCUUCGUGGAUCACGUCGAGGACCAGUACGAGUCGUACAGCAUCGAGGACGAGGCGCCCAAGGAGCCGCUGACCUUCGCGCGAACGCCGCUCUAUGGGUCGGAUCGGUGUAGCGUUAAGAAGUUCGCCUUCAACCAGGACGGCGAGGUGGAGUACGGCAAUCCCAUACCGGAGUUGGAGCAGUUCACCCUCUGCUUCUGGAUGCGGUUCACCAACCACAGCGGCGACCACGUCCUCCUGACCUACGAGGUUGGAAAGGAACAACGCGAGGUGCAAAUCUGGGUCGCCAAUGCGCAGAAUUCCAGUUUCCUUUCGAUGGCCAUAAAAGGUCAGCAAAUGUUCAGAUUGAACUACCCGCUGAAAAUGCGCCAGUGGCAUCACAUGUGCAGCUCGUGGAAUGGCAAGACGGGCGAGUGGCAGGCCUGGCUGAAGGCAGAACGCAUUGGGCGUGGCUUUCACAACUCGUUGGUGGGUCACAAAAUCCCAGCGAACGGCAAGCUGCGUUCCGGCGGCAGUUCGGUCACCGGCGAAGUGAGCCACGGCCUGCACUUCGAGAUGACUCUGGUCCAGCUGUAUCGCGUGGCCCUCAGUGCUGGGAAGGCGCAUCGCGACCACAAGCACCACCACGUCCAUCACUUUGACCACGAGGGCCAGGAGGUAUCCAGCACCACGCGUGCUCCGCCAUCGAUCAAUCGUCCGCAACCCAUGCACACACUGCUCGCCAGUGGACAGAUUCCAACCAGGGUGCGCAUCAAUCUGGCCAAUCCCACGCCCGCGGCGAAUGGAGGCGCCACUCCUGCAGGCUCAGCGCUCACCGAUCCCGCCCAGCAGCAGGCCAUCACCAUUAACACGAACUUUGUGAACGGACAAAUCAACGCGGGCUCGCGGCUGGUGGCCCAACAGCUGCUGGGACUCUCGCCAUCGGGCGGACUGCAGCCACAAUUGCAGACCGGCGGAGGCAACCGCUUCCAGAUGCUGAGCAACUCGGCCAACGUGCAGUUCAUCGACGAAACGGAGACGCACAUCCAGUUCAAGAGGGAGGCCAACGCCAAGAAGCUGCACAAGCGCGGCCUUGUCCUGCUGGACAAUGGCUCUGUGGUGGACGAUGGAUCCGGAUCCGCUUCCGGAACGGAGGCUAGUGAGUUGUACAACGGGCUGGCCGACUUCGGGGGGCAGCAGUUCAAGCAGGACCUGACCCUCAAGAUGAGCCUGGAGGAGGAGAUCAGCACGCACGACCGCGAGCCCGCCGAGGAGGAGGUGAAGGCGGUGAUGGCCAUCUGCAGCAGCUGCCAUCCGGAGCCCUUCCAGGGGGCCAUCGUCUUUGCGUGGAAGGAUGUGCGCGAGCACAUGAACAACGUACUCAAGGGACUCAGCGUGGGUGCCUGCGGCAACUUCUAGUUAUUCUAUGAGUUCUUUGAGUUCGGACGAUAAACUAGUGACCCACUCCACUCUUGGCUUCCCCAGGCCCUCCUCCUAACCCAAACUAUGUUUCCUGCUUUCAUGUUAUUUUUUUGUUUUUUGUAUAUACGAGUAAGUAAUCAAUUGGAGCGGGAAUCCUCUCUCCUGCUUCGCCUUUCUGCUUGUCCAUGUGGGAGUCAACGCUUUACAACAAUCCUUGACUCGCUCAUGGACACCCAACUAAGCCCAACCUAGCCAACCUACUCAACCACCACACCCUAGCAACUACGCAGUGAUAUUGAAUAAAGGAAUAUUUAAACCAAAGUGGCC